AUGGUUCUCAUUACUGGCUCGAACGGCUCGCUGGCUCUGCCAGCAGUCAAGUACUUGUUGAAGGCGUACUCAUCCUUCAAUCUGGUUCUCACCGUCCGAGACGAUUCUGAAAAAGACGUGAACUCAACAAAACUUCGUCUUCUUGUGGACCAACACCCUGAUGUGCAAGUGUCUAUACGGCAACUCGACCUCUCAUCGCUGGAGAACGUCCGUAUAUUCAGCAAGGCGCUGCUUCUUGAGAUUGAGAGUAAAAAGCUGCCACUCAUCCGCACGAUCAUCUGUAACGCGAUGACCUGGAACCUGGCCGGUGGACCUCAGUAUUCCAAGGAUGGCUACGAAAUGUCGAUUGCUGUAAAUCACCUUGCGCACUUUUCUCUCUCGUGCGAGCUUCUCAGCGCUAUGGAUCCGGUGCAUGGUCGCAUCAUCUUUUCAGGAAGUGGCGCGCAUUGGCCGGAGAAAGCUAGUCUCUCCAAGGGAUAUCCAACUCGACUGCCAGAAAACCUAGAGCUACUGGUUCAUCCCAAAGCAGACGAAGAAGGCGAGGAGAUGGGACGAGGUUUCCAGAGAUAUGCUGUGAGCAAGCUGGUUCCUAUUAUGGUCAUGUACGAACUCAAUCGUCGUCUCAAGACCAAAAGGGACACUGAGUCCAUCAGGGCAAUAGCGGUUGAUCCUCUCGAUCUGAUCAAUUCGCGGGCGUUUCACCAGUCACAUGUCCCACGAAUUAUCCAGAUUGUGACUACAGUUGUGACUUGGAUGCUGCCGUUGCUCAGUUACUUUGACCCUCGGUUGAAGACAGUCGAGCAGGCUGCGAUCCCCUUUGUUGAUGUGGCAGUAUCAGAUAAAUUUGCAGGACAAGAGGGUUACUUUGAAGGAGACACAAAAGUCGAGAGCUCGCCGGACAGCUUGGACAUAAAGAUGCAACAGGCGCUGUGGCGCAAGAGCUUCGAGUGGUGUAGAUUGAACAAGGAAGGUUUGAUGGUUGGCGUAUGA
Molecule: messenger RNA, 990 nt
Organism: Alternaria postmessia
Lineage: Eukaryota; Fungi; Ascomycota; Dothideomycetes; Pleosporales; Pleosporaceae
Exons: 3
Coding region: 1-990 (329 amino acids)
Cellular component (GO): mitochondrial outer membrane; lipid droplet; endoplasmic reticulum membrane
Molecular function (GO): 3-beta-hydroxysteroid 3-dehydrogenase (NADP+) activity
Source: RefSeq, a predicted model, not a curated record